AUGGAUAGCAAGAACUAUUUGAAAGCUUAUGGCUGGAAAGAAGGCGAAGGUUUGAAGCCUGGCGCCUUGAAAAAACCGAUUUUGGUCAAACAUAAAAACGACAAAAAAGGACUGGGAUCAGCUCCUGGCGGAGACGAUGGAGAAAUGUGGUGGGAAACGUUAUUUGACGGACACUUGAAGAAUUUGAACGUGAAUGACGGUGGAAGCGGGAACAUCAAAUUCGAGCAGAAAGAUACACAGGAUGGUGCUGUGGUGAAAGACAAAUCGCCGUUGUACAGAUGGUUUGUGAAGGGCGAGGUUCUGAAAGGCACGAUUGAAACAGAACUUUUGGUUCGUGAAACAACGGAAGACGGGAAGGUUGAGAAAAAGUUUAAGUCUGCGCGCAAGAAAAGUGAACGCAAGAAAGAUGAGCGUUCCAGCAAGAAAGCCAGUAAAAAGUCGCACAAGAAGGAGGGAAAAGUCUCUAAAAAGAGUAAACACAAGGAUAAAAAGUCUAGUAGGAACAAGUCAGAUAGAAAGGAUAAAAAAGAGCGCAAGGAAAAAAAACGAAACAGCAAGAAGAAAGACAAGCUCAAAGGUUAG
Molecule: messenger RNA, 582 nt
Organism: Lachancea sp. 'fantastica'
Lineage: Eukaryota; Fungi; Ascomycota; Saccharomycetes; Saccharomycetales; Saccharomycetaceae
Source: the annotation of a GenBank genome assembly